This is a messenger RNA of Knipowitschia caucasica, 228 nucleotides long. NCBI's taxonomy places the organism in Eukaryota, Metazoa, Chordata, Actinopteri, Gobiiformes, Gobiidae. The record is from the annotation of a GenBank genome assembly.
AUGCCGAAAUACUACGAGGACAAAGAGGAGGACGGUCGCGCCUGCGCCGGAGUCCGAGAGGACUUUAAGGCCUGUCUCCUUCAGCACGACUGUGUUAUAAAAGAAGGAAAAGCUCCAAGUGAAUGUCUGAAGGAGGGACAUUGUAAAGGACUUCAGACCUCGUUUUUUGAGUGUAAAAGAUCUCUGCUGGAUACCAGAUCGAGGUUUAGAGGAAGAAAAGGAUAUUAA